GCGUGACACACACACGAGAGAGAGCGAGGGCAUCUCAGCUGAGCUUGUGCAACAGCAGUAGAAAUAGGAGAGAGCAAAUCAGUGAGAGGCCAAAAACAAACACACGCACAAGAGCUCACCUCCACCACAGGUGUGUAGGUGCCACUUCGCUUUUCUCUCUCGCGCACUCUCCUUUGCUAUGUAUGUAUGUAUGUGUGUUUAGGCAUAUUGCCCUCCCUUUCACAUCCCCACAUCGCCUGCCGUGUGUUUAUUUCAGUGUCACCGGGGAGACAGAUUAGCUCUUGUCCGCCUGUUGUCGUAAAUAUCACGCACACACACUCCCUGUCCGCCCAUCUGUACAUACAUAUGUACAUACGUAGAAAUGGAAGUUGCUGGCUGUGUGUUUAAUUCAUUUUCGAGGUUUUAAUGCGCAACAACUGCGACUUGUUCUGUGUUGGUUAGGCGACAAAAAACAAACAAAAGUAACGUUGAGAAUUUAGAAAGCCCAAUGCAAACGAACGCACACACAAGCAAUUACUCCUGUCGGUGUGAGCUGCAUUGUACUUCCGAAGACCCAAGCCCAACUUAAUAAUUUUCCCCAAACUCACAGUGUAAGAACAAUAAACACGCCAAGCGCCACUUGAAAAAGAAAUAAGAAAAAAGUUAAAGUAGCGAUCUCUCCGAGCAACAAGUACUUGUGCACCAACACACUCAAGGGAAGUAGUGCCACGACAAAAAAAUUAAAGAGAAAAAACAGACAAACCGAAGUCAGCAGCAAAACGGAGGAGCUAUGGAGGCCACCACUACCACAACACCUGACUUGAAUCGCGGCGAUGCCACCAGGAAGAGUGUCCGCCUGUAUGCCGCCCGCAAGGGGGCGGCACCUGCACCGCCCAAGCUCAGUGUGGCGCCAUCUAGCAACCAGAACAGCAACCACAGCUGCGGCAUCAACAGCAGCAGCAACAACAAAAAUAGCAGCAGUAACUUGCCGGAAACGGAAAAGGAAAUGGAACUGCAUCAAACACAUCUUGCCAACAAGGAUCUCGAUGGAGCCACCGAAGAUGACAGCAUAGUGGAGCUUCGACGACGUGAUGCCCAAGCCACUCCAUUGCCCAGGAUAGCCGUAUCGGCUCUGCCCACCCUGCAGCCGCAUCCAACGCCCAAAGAACGCCAAAAGCCGCCUAUGCCACGCCUGCUGUCCACCGAAGAUGAUGCCGGUGUGUCCUUUGCCCUCGGCUCCAUCGAGAAGCACAUCCAUAACGUAGAGGAGAGCUUUAAGCAACAGCAGCAAAACCAACAAUCCCAAUCAUCGAUGGACGUGAUGAAAUUGGAGAUCAAGCGCAAGCAGAGCAAGCGCUACGGUGAAACGGAAAACCUUCUGCGACCGGGCAUUAGUGACAUGUCCUCCGAGAAUGAUUUUCAGUAUUUGGGCGGCAGGCGGGCAGGCGAACUGGAUGACAGCAAUGAGCUGAUGAUAUCGGAAUUCCAGCGCGGCAGCGAUGGUCGUAAUUCGAUCGGAGCCUAUUCCAAGAACUCGGCUGCUGCCGCAAACGGAGCAAAUGCUGUGAAGGCUAAACUGGCACGUACUGCCUCCGAUACGAAGAAUAAUGAUACGGUGCUGGCCAUGAGGGCCACUCUUAAGCAGAAGCAGCACUUGCAGGACGAGAAACAGCCAGCGGUAUGGCGACCAGCUGGCACUGCACCCACUCCGGCGGCCAGGAGCUCCUCCUCCACCACGUCCACCUCCCGCUCGGCCAGUCGCGGCGGUAGCAGUAGCAGCGUGGUGGAUGGAGUGGCUCCAUCUAAGCUAACGGCCACCACCAUUUCAGCGUCUAAGCGGCGUGAGGAGAAUUUGCGACAAUUUGAAGCGUUGUUGGCCCAAAAGUCCUCACAUAGUCAUGGAGCCUCCUCUGGAGCAUCUGGUGCCUCAGGAACAGGAAGUAAUGCAGCCAGUUCGAAAAGACGUUCGGAGCGUCCAAUUGUGGCACCCAUUCCGCCGUACAAUUCCAGUCGAGCAGAGCAUGUGACCAGAUCAGCUCACCCGCCUGUAGGACACCAUCCCACUAGCCGCGUACCUAGCGUGGUGUCAAACCGCAGUAAUGUGUACAGCAACAAUGCUGCGCAGGGUUCGCCUAACAUGCAAAUGCGGAGUAGUGCUCCUAUGCGAUGGCGGGCUACUGAGGAGCAUAUUGGCAAAUACAAACUCAUAAAGACGAUCGGCAAGGGCAAUUUCGCCAAGGUGAAACUAGCGAAACACCUGCCCACUGGCAAGGAGGUGGCCAUCAAGAUAAUUGACAAGACCCAACUCAAUCCUGGGUCACUACAGAAACUCUUUAGAGAGGUUAGAAUAAUGAAGAUGCUGGAUCACCCCAACAUAGUUAAAUUGUUCCAAGUAAUCGAAACGGAGAAGACGCUCUAUCUGAUCAUGGAGUACGCAUCCGGCGGAGAAGUCUUCGACUAUCUGGUUCUCCACGGACGCAUGAAGGAGAAGGAGGCGCGAGUCAAGUUUCGACAAAUCGUCUCAGCCGUGCAAUAUUGUCAUCAAAAAAGAAUAAUUCACAGGGACUUAAAAGCUGAAAACCUUUUGCUGGACAGCGAACUGAACAUCAAAAUCGCUGACUUUGGCUUUUCGAACGAGUUCACACCCGGCUCAAAGCUGGACACGUUCUGCGGUAGUCCGCCGUAUGCGGCACCGGAGCUGUUUCAGGGCAAGAAGUACGACGGACCCGAGGUCGAUGUUUGGUCGUUGGGCGUCAUCCUGUAUACGUUAGUGAGCGGUUCCCUGCCCUUCGACGGCUCCACCUUGAGGGAGUUGCGUGAACGCGUGCUCAGAGGAAAAUAUAGAAUUCCCUUCUAUAUGUCGACUGACUGCGAAAACUUGCUCCGCAAAUUCUUAGUACUGAAUCCCGCAAAGCGUGCUAGUCUGGAAACAAUCAUGGGCGACAAGUGGAUGAACAUGGGGUUUGAGGAGGACGAACUCAAGCCCUAUAUUGAGCCCAAAGCCGAUUUAGCCGAUCCCAAGCGGAUAGGUAAGACGGAAGCUCUAGUCGCGAUGGGCUACAAUCGAUCGGAGAUCGAGGCUUCGCUCUCCCAGGUGCGCUACGACGAUGUUUUCGCCACAUAUUUGCUGCUGGGUCGCAAGAGUACAGACCCGGAAAGUGACGGAUCGCGGUCUGGCUCCUCGCUCUCACUGCGCAACAUCUCGGGCAACGAUGCGGGCGCCAAUGCUGGCAGUGCGAGUGUCCAGAGUCCCACGCACAGAGGAGUCCACAGGAGCAUAUCGGCGUCCAGCACGAAGCCAAGUCGCCGAGCCUCGUCUGGUGCGGAAACUUUGCGUGUUGGACCGACAAAUGCGGCAGCAACAGUUGCGGCGGCCACGGGAGCCGUUGGUGCGGUUAAUCCAAGCAAUAACUACAAUGCUGCAGGAUCAGCGGCGGAUCGAGCAUCAGUUGGCAGCAACUUUAAGCGACAGAACACAAUCGACUCGGCUACGAUUAAGGAGAACACAGCGCGACUGGCCGCUCAGAAUCAGAGACCCGCUUCGGCCACCCAAAAGAUGCUCACCACGGCAGACACCACACUGAACAGUCCCGCCAAGCCGCGAACGGCAACGAAGUACGAUCCGACGAAUGGCAAUCGCACGGUCAGCGGCACAAGUGGCAUCAUUCCACGUCGCUCCACCACGCUUUAUGAAAAGACUUCGUCGACGGAGAAAACCAACGUUAUUCCUGCAGAGACAAACAGUGGAUCGGCAGCUCCCGCUGGAAAAGGUCAUACCAAAAGCGCGUCUGUCUCGAGCCCUCGCCCCUCUACAGACGGCUGCGUCUCGGUCUCAAAUGACCCGCUCGGAACGAGUCUGUUCGAUCGACUUAGAAUGGCAUCGGCUGUUAAAUCAAGCAGACACUUUCCAAGGAAUGUUCCAUCACGUUCAACCUUUCACUCUGGUCAAACCAGAGCACGAAACAACACAGCGCUGGAAUACUCGGGCACCAGCGGUGCCUCCGGCGACUCCUCACAUCCGGGUCGCAUGAGCUUCUUCUCCAAACUCUCCUCACGUUUUAGCAAACGGCCAAACCAGUAAUUAACAAAACAAGCAUUAACUACUUCUUGUUAAUAGUUCUAAAACUGAAACUGAAACAAACGAUUCCCCUAGAGUAAACGCGCGUGACGGAGAGGUUCAGAUAUGAACAGACAGACACAGAUAUGGUCGAAUCCAAUCGGAUCGCUCGGAUCGGAUCAGAUCGGGAAACGAUACUGUUCACGUUGCCGUUGCCGAUCCGAAAUCGCUUUCGAAUUCCAUUUCGAGUUCAGAUCCGUUUCCGGUUUCGAUUCGAACCCCUUCAAAUGAACACCGACAACGUUGAGUUCCGUUGCGUUAAAUUGAAAUUUCACAAAUACGCCUAUGUUUUAUUACAAUUAUUAACUAAUUAUACAUAUAAAUUUAUAUAAAUUAAAGAUACAUAUACAUAUAUUUAAAAGUAAAGCAACCACAAACAGAAAUUACGAAACCCUUUGUUUUCAUUGUUUGUAAAACGAUGCGAGGAGCGACCGCGACCAGCAAAAGGCAAUACAGAAUAAAUAAAGAAUUAUACAAAUUAAAACCGAAACGAAACCGAAACAAACAGAAAUCCACUAAGAAACCAAGAUAUGAUAAAUGCAAUGAUCAGAGAGAAUCCUGACUACUAUUGCUGUCACUGUCACGAUUAUGGAUUAUAUUAACUACUAAAUAUUACACCUACGAGUACUACCUAAACUACAUAUAUAUUUAUGUUAAAUGCGUAUCGCAAUUAUAGUUAUACAAACAAACAAAUAUCACUGAUGAAGUGAACGUGAGAUAUAACUGCAAAAAGUAAAUUAACUUAAGCCUAACUCAACUAAAACGAUCUAAACUGAACUAAAGUGCGUGGUGUUUUCGCCCAAAUUAUUAUUUUAUAGUAGCCACAAUAAAACACCAAAAGAAGUUGCUAAUUUUGUAACGAUGAUCUUGAAUUUUAUUUAGCGAUCUUUGUAUUUAUAUGUAUGUGUAUGUAUGUAUGGAUCUGUAUUUGUAUUUCGAUAUGAGCUUGAAUUAAAUCCGUGGAUCAUACAAUCAAUCAAUAUCAAUAUCAACCAACCAACCAGCCAGCCAGCCAGCAAACUAACGAUCUUGCAAUUCAUAAUCACCCAGAAGCCAGAUGUGCAGCGUAUCUAGUAAUUAAGCAUACCACGUAGUCACUAAAAAAACAAUACAUAGCGAUACAUGAAACCCAAUUUAACUUAAAUUCAAGGAAUAACAAUGUAUUACCACUAGUGCAUGUGACCAUUUUAUUUGUACAGCUGAUUAUCUAUAGAUCGUGUUAUCAUCGGGCGCCUUCAGUGGCUCGAUCAGUAGUUAUCUAUACAUAUUAAGUUUCAAAGAAAUAACGCAUAAUUAAAACAAUUGAUAAUUUAAUAAAUCCAUAAUAAACGAUGUGAAACAUUUGCGAGCAAAAGAA
This is a messenger RNA of Drosophila sechellia, 5453 nucleotides long. RefSeq names its product par-1. The transcript has 14 exons. Gene Ontology annotation, molecular function: tau-protein kinase activity; ATP binding. The record is from RefSeq and is a predicted model, not a curated record. The coding region runs from base 770 to 4060 and encodes 1096 amino acids. Gene Ontology annotation, cellular component: cytoplasm. Gene Ontology annotation, biological process: intracellular signal transduction; microtubule cytoskeleton organization; protein phosphorylation. Lineage: Eukaryota; Metazoa; Arthropoda; Insecta; Diptera; Drosophilidae.